Molecule: messenger RNA, 702 nt
Organism: Vicia villosa (hairy vetch)
Lineage: Eukaryota; Viridiplantae; Streptophyta; Magnoliopsida; Fabales; Fabaceae
Product: hyphally-regulated protein-like
Exons: 2
Coding region: 1-702 (233 amino acids)
Source: RefSeq, a predicted model, not a curated record
AUGGUAUCAAGAGCUCUGGGUUUUGCCUACACCGGAUUCAAUAAUGGCGGUGGCGGUGGCCGCGGUGAUGGCGGAGGCCGCGGUAACGGUGGUGGCCGCGGAAAUGGCAAUGGUGGCGGAAACGGCGACGAAACAUCGGGUGUCACAAACAAUGGUAGUUAUUUCAAUAUAGGCGGCAAUGACCAAGAGGGUUCCUCAUACUCCCUCAAGGUCAAUAUUCCUAAGAUGAAUGGGAAUAACUAUAAUGAAUGGGCCCAGACAGUUCGCUUGGUAUUGGAUAGCAAAGGGAAGUUGGGUUUUUUAACUGGAGCAGUAGCUGAACCGGCAGUAGGAGACCCUCUUUACCAACAAUGGAAAUCUGAAAACUCCUUGAUUAUUGCGUGGUUGGUAAGCUCUAUGGAAACUGGAAUAGGUAAGCCUUAUAUGUUUUUGCCUUCUGCAAAGGAUGUAUGGGAAGCUGUUAAGGAAACAUACUCUGAUAGUCAAAACUCUUCCCAAAUUUUUGGUUUAAAAUCAAAGUUAUGGCAUGUGAAACAAGGGGACAUGAAUGUUACUGCUUAUUACAAUGAGUUGUUGACCCUUUGGCAAGAGUUGGAUCUAUGUUAUGAUGACAAUUGGAGGUGUACAGAAGAUAGUGUUUUGUUUCUCAAAAGACAAGAAAAUGAUCGUGUCUUCAUGUUUCUCGCUGGGCUCAAUAAAUGA